CCGCCUGCGCUGGGGCCGGGCGGGGAGAGCGGCCCGGGGCCGCGGGGGCUGCGGGAAUCAGCGGGGACCAGCGGGGACCAGCGGAGAUUAGCAGGGAUCAGCGGGCACGGGCCAUCCCCGGAGCCCCGAGAUGCGGCUUCGCUGCUGYGGCCGCCCCCCCGCCAGCGGGCUCGGCAGGGCCGGGGCAGCGGCGGCCUGAGGCCGUGAAUGGGCGGAGCGGGAGGAGCCGGAGCCGCCGCCGCGAUGGCUCAGGAGAAGAUGGAGCUGGACCUGGAGCUGCCGCCGGGGAGCGCCGCGGCCCCGGGCGACGGCGGCGGCCUGAGGCGGUCGAACAGCGCCCCGCUCAUCCACGGGCUCAGCGAUAACUCACAGGUGUUCCAGGCCAGCGUCUUGCGCACCCGCAGGAACAGCACCACGGUCAUGAAUCGGCACAGCCUGUUUGUGCCAUCAUCUCCUAUCCGUAUUCCUAGCAGCCGGCUUCAUCAAAUCAAACAAGAAGAAGGAAUGAAUUUGCUGAACAGGGAAACGGUUCGUGAAAGAGAAGUGCAAGUAGCAAUGCAGAUGAGCCACUCAUGGGAGGAGAGCUUGAGCCUGAGCGACAAUGAUUUUGAAAAAUCACUAUCACCAAAGCAAGUAGAUUUUGUUCCAGUUUCUCCAGCYCCUUCACCUACACGAGGAAUUGGGAAGCAAUGUUUCUCACCAUCUUUGCAAAGCCUGGUGAGCAGCACUGGGUUGCCUCCAAGUCCCAGCCCUAGUCCAACCAGGAGAUUUUCAAGCAGGAGAAGCCAGAGCCCAAUUAACUGCAUUCGGCCAAGUGUUCUUGGAUCAAUCAAAAGAAAAGGUGUGACAGAGAUGGAAGAUCAUCCAAAAAGAUUAUUCCAAGGAUCCACCAACAUGCUAACACCUGAGGCUGCACACCAGGCAGACCUUGGGGCAUGUCUGUCCUCACAYGCCCUGGAUGACAACAGGAGCAGUGCAGGCUCCUCCUGUGACUCCCCAGCUGAAGUUGGCACCAGCACAGACUCUCCAGUGUCACUCUCUGACUCCAGAUCCCCCUUUUUACCAGUGGAUCUCACRGCCAAGUUACCGAUGGACUGAGAAGCAGGAAUCUGCUGAUGGACACCGGGAAACAGGCGGGAUUUCACCCGGACUUUCUGUUGUGUGUAACCCAUUCUGUUCCUCAUAGGAACUUCCAGCAAUGCCAUUACUUCCAGAAACCUUCCAGAAUGGUUCCUUGAGGAGGAAUUCCCUUUCUAGUGAUUUGUAUGACAUUAACUACAAUACAGAAGCGUUUGGGCUGCAGACACGUCGGGUGCUCACACCAGUCAGCAGGCUGCUGGUUUGCAGUGGAUGUGAUCUCCUUGGCAUGAGUUACAAAUGCUGUACAUGUGUCCUGCUUGUGGAAGACUUGGCUUGCCAGCAGCCAGUGUCCUCCCUGCCUGUGGAGGAGCAGAUAACUCACAUUUGUCUUCAGCCUAAAAAAACCAAUGAAGCAGCUUACUAAUUGUUUCUAUUCCCAGAGUGUUAGAUAUUUAUAUAUUUUUUCUUCUUCAURUGAAAGGGAGAAUAUUGCAGGGGGGAAUUGAUUAUUAUUAUUAUUGUGUUCUAUUAUGAUUGGCUCUUAAUCAAUUCUGUGUUCCAGUGGAUGUCAGAAAAGAACAAAUGGUGAAUUGUCAAAUUUAUAUGUUGGAUUUWAUUCAUGAUCAUGACUGCUCUUGUGACUAAAUCUAAAUUAGGUGUGGAACAUUCUUCUGGGGUUUUGUAUUACUUUCUUUUUCUUCCCCAUUUAGAUGAUGUAUUGGAGUGGUAGAUGCUUUGUUAAAGGUCUUUUARUAGGGAAAAAUAGUGACAAUAUUUGGAACAAUACAUUAAAUAUUGAGAUUUUAGUAUUUAGUACUUCAGAAACUAAUUAUUUUAACAGUCAGUAUUUGUCCUCGUAUAUGACAAAUACAGUGAGGAAUCUUGAAUGCCUUUUUACAGGCUGARGCCAUCAAACAUAAUUAAUCUGUGUUUAAUUUCCUGAUGUCGCUUCCUCAAACAAUGACAUCAAGUCAUUUCUGCUGUUGGAAACUUCAGAUGCCGAUUGGAAGGCGAGAAUCUGGUAAUCUGAGAUGUUUGAAAAGUCAGUGUGUUGAGGCAUCCUGAUCUCAACCCUGAAAUUCCCCAAGCAGGAGGAAAAAUUUGCAGACCCCCCCAUGGACAGCUGUCUGGGAUUUUGCAGUGACAGCCUCACUGGGCUUGUGCAGCUGCACUCCCCCAGCUGGGUCCCCUUUGCACAUGUCUGUGCAUCUGUGCUAUGUGCUUUCAAACCUUCUCUCCAGAGAGGUUAAUAAUGAAGCAAAAUGUUUUAUUUUUAAACGCUAAAUCUCUGUAGUGUGUCAUAAAGUGAGGAAACUUCCUCAGGUAGGAGAAAAGCCUGCCCUGAACUCUGCUGUGAAAAGAUUCACAUGGAUGAAGCUUUGACUGGCAGCAGCCAUCAAAAUGAGAAAGAGAUGACUUGGAGGGCAAAGACCUGGUGACCUGAGGGCCAGUGACCCAUUUCUGURUGUCCUUAUUGUAGAGAGAAACUAGAAUGUAUUUAAUAGUCUCUGUUCUAGUAAAAUACGACAUGGUUUACUUCUGGUAUCAUUCCUCUUAAAUUAUUGUAAUAAUCACCCUGCUGGUUGCAGUCCCUGCCUGAGUCCAGCUGCCCUUUGUCCCCGAGCAGAUGCACACGGGAGUGCCGGGCUCUGUUUGCUCUCUCUGCUGAGGCAAAGUUUGGGUUUGCAGUUUCAGGUUUGUGCCAAAGAGUURCUGUGCGUUCACUCUUCUGUGGUGAGAGCAAGACUCUUUUUUAAAAAUCUUGCUUAUUUCUUAAGAAUGAACCUCCUGGUGUCUCUUGCAAUCUUUGUCAGAAGACACAUCAGUAUAGGGAGGUUUAAUAGCUGAGUGUGGGUCAACUUGUCUCUUUUCUGUUGAAUAUUUAUGCUAUUUUUCAAAUAAGUGCCAAUAAAUGGAAAAAUAAAUGUGUUUUGCUGUUUCUGCACUUUUUUAGAUAACCAUAUUCUUAUUUUCAUCUGGGAUUAAAUGCUUUCUGUUAAAAUCAGARUAUCUGUUGCAAUUUACUUCCAUCCAGUCUAGUUAACAUGUAAGUUGGCAUUAAAAUCUGCAGCAGACUUACCUUGUUUUACCUUGUGCAAUGCUGUCUUGCAGGUCUGUGACAACUCUAGGAAUAAAGAAGAAUAAACCCAAACGUUUUUG
Molecule: messenger RNA, 3240 nt
Organism: Malurus melanocephalus (red-backed fairy wren)
Lineage: Eukaryota; Metazoa; Chordata; Aves; Passeriformes; Maluridae
Product: P2R1A-PPP2R2A-interacting phosphatase regulator 1
Exons: 10
Coding region: 208-1098 (296 amino acids)
Biological process (GO): mitotic G2/M transition checkpoint
Cellular component (GO): nucleus; cytoplasm
Molecular function (GO): protein serine/threonine phosphatase inhibitor activity
Source: RefSeq, a predicted model, not a curated record